AUGGUGAUCUAUCUAUCUAUCUAUCUAUCUAUCUAUCUAUCUAUCUAUCUAUCUAAGAUAGAUCACACUAUCUUAUGUAUUCUAUCUAUCUAUCUAUCUAACGUGUUUUAUCUAUUUAUCUAUCUUUGUGUUCUAUAUCUAUCUAUCUAUCUAUCUCGGACUAUUUUUGUCUUUCUAUCUAUAUUAGUGUGUCCUAUCUAUGAUAAGAUAAAGAAUAAAUACGAAACAUCUAUCUAUCUAUCUAUCUAUCUAUCUAUCUAUCUAUCUAUGUGUGUUCUGUAUCUAUCUAUCUAUCUAUCUAUCUAUCUAUCUAUCUAUCUAUCUAUCUCUACACUGUUCACAUCUAUCUAUCUAUCUAUCUAUCUAUCUAUCUCUCUAUCUAUCUAUCUAUCUAUCUAUCUAUGUGUGUUCCGCGUCAGUCUAUCUUUCGAUGUAUCUAUCUUUGCGUGUUCUAUCUAUCUAUCUAUCUAUCUAUCUAUCUAUCUAUCUAUCUGUUCUUCCGUCAUUAUCUGUAACGACGGGAAUAAAUGGUCGGGUUGGUUCCAGGAGGUCGUGGUGAAAGGGAAUUGCAGUAUGUAUUGGUGGGUGCAGGGGCGGUUACUGCCAUGCGCCAGGAAGUGCCUUUCAACGGUUCGUAAUUCCAAAACGCUAUCAAGCCGGUAUCUCUCACCUUCGCCCCCCCACCCUCCCGCAUUUUCCUUAAUUUCACAAUUCCUCACCUCUUCUUUUGAGUUUUUUUUUUUAUUUACCGAGCAUCAUAUUGCGUGUACGGUUUAUUUUGAAUUUGUUACGGAAGCUAUCUAUCUAUCUAUCUAUCUAUCUAUCUAUCUAUCUAUCUAUCUAUCUAUUUCACCCUGUUCAAAUCUGUUACAUCCUGAUAAAACAUCUAUCUAUCUAUCUAUCUAUCUAUCUAUCUAUCUAUCUAUCUAUCUAUCUAUUUCCUUGUUUCUAAUCUGUUACAUCCUGAUAAAAAAAAUCAUUUAUCUAUCUAUCUAUCUAUCUAUCUAUCUAUCUAUCUAUCUAUCUCACCUGUCUCUGUUAUUCUCUUUUGUGUUAUUCUGCUCUGUUCAUUACUUUCUCUCUCUAUUUCUCGUCUCUUUUUCUUUUUUGUCUCCUCUUUUUCUCUUCCAAGUCUCUUUUUUUCUCUUUUAUAUUCCUUCCUUUUUUUUCUUUUUUUCUCUUCCUUUGAUUUCUUUUCUCUUUGUUAUUUUUUUGUCUCUCCUUUUUCUCUUUCGAGUCUCUCUUAUUCUCUUUUCUCUUUUUCUGUCUUCCCUUUUUUUCUCUUUCAAAUCUCUCUUGUUCUCUUUUGCAUUUCUGAGCUUUUCUUUUAUUCUCUUUCCUUUUUCUACUCCCCCCCUUUCUUUUUUUUUCUUUUUCUAUCUAUCGUUAAUUCUUUCUUUAAAAGUUUUCUCUUUUUCUUUUUCAUCUAUUUCUCAUUUUUCUCUUUCCAUUUCUUUUCUCUUUGUGUUUUUUUUUGUGCGUCUCCUUGUUCCCUUUCGAUUCUCCCUUAUUCUCUACUCUCUUUUCUUUUUCUCUUUCGAGUUCUUCAUCAUUUUUUUUCUCACUCUCGUCUUCCAUCUUUUUCUUCUUCUUUUUCUCUUUAUUCUUCUUCUCAUUAUUAUUAUUAUUCUCAUCCUUCUUCUUCCCUCCUCGUCAUUCUUCUUCUUCUUCUUCUUCCCUUCUCCUCCUCCUCCUUCCCUCCUCCUCCUCAUUCUUCUUCUCCCUCUCCACCUCCUCCUCUUUCUCAUUUCACCUCCUUUUCCUUCCCUCCUCUUAAUUCUUCUUCUUCUCAUCAUUCUUCUUCUUCUUCUUCUUCCCUCCUCCUCCUUCUUCGUUCCUCCUCCUCAGUCUUCUUCCCUCCUCCUCCUUCUGCUUCUCUCCUCCUCGUCAUUCUUCUUCUUCCCUCCUCCCCCUCCUACUUCUUCUUUCCUCCUGGGUGGACCCCAUAACACCUUCCCUCCUCCUCAUCGUUCUUCUUCUUCCCUCCUCCUCCUCCUCUUUCUUCUCCUUUUUCUUCCCUCCUCCUCCUCCUUAUUCUUCCCUCCUCCUUCUUCCCUCCUCCUUCUUCCCUCCUCCUUCUUCGUCUUCUUCCAAGACUUUCGUUUAUAA
Messenger RNA from Acanthosepion pharaonis, 2109 nucleotides. The record is from the annotation of a GenBank genome assembly. Lineage: Eukaryota; Metazoa; Mollusca; Cephalopoda; Sepiida; Sepiidae.